Cylicocyclus nassatus is the source of this 1734-nucleotide messenger RNA. The record is from the annotation of a GenBank genome assembly. Lineage: Eukaryota; Metazoa; Nematoda; Chromadorea; Rhabditida; Strongylidae.
AUGAGUCUUGCGCUUCGUCGUAUCCAGCGUCAUCGCAGCCCUAGAAUCACUCCUAUAAGGCUAACAGAUGUCCAUACUCGCCAUGGUUUGACGGGCACUUGGAUUGCAGGUAGUUCAGCUUUUUAUCCUGGAUACUCACUAAUGGGACAGACUUUGAGCGAACCGGUAACCACAAAGGAAUCCGCUUCAUGUGUUAACGAAUUGUUCACUGUGGGCAGUUCAUGUAUGCAAGGAUGGCGAAUAAAUAUGGAAGAUGCGCACACACACCUGCUAUCGUUACCAGAUGAUCCACGAUGUGCGUUUUUUGCUGUUUAUGAUGGUCAUGGUGGUCCUAAGGCAUCACAAUUUGCUGGAAUCAAUUUACACAAGCAGAUUCUUCAGCAGGCUGAUUAUGCAAAGGGCAAUUUACCCGAAGCAUUGAGGAAAGGCUUUUUGGCAUUGGAUGAGCAAAUGCGGUCGGACGAUGAAAUGCGAGACGAUGUCUCGGGUGCCACAGCAGUUGUAGUACUGGUGAAAGACGAUGUUAUCCACUGUGCAAAUGUUGGCGAUUCACGAGCUGUCGUGUCAGUAUGUGGUGAAGCUCGACCGCUGUCGUAUGACCACAAGCCAGCCAACGAAAAAGAGGCUAAAAGAAUCCUUGCUGCUGGUGGCUGGGUAGAAUUCAAUCGCGUUAAUGGUAAUCUAGCCCUUUCACGUGCUCUUGGUGAUUUUGUAUUCAAACGAAAUGAAUCUAUCCCACCAGAGGAACAGAUCGUUACUGCUUAUCCCGAUGUGAUUUCCGAGAAUAUCACUGAUGAUCAUGAAUUCAUAGUGUUAGCAUGUGACGGCAUUUGGGAUGUGCUAAGUAAUCAAGAAGUUGUUGAUUUUGUACGAGAGAGAUUAGCCGAACAUAGAGACCCUCAAACGAUCUGUGAAGAACUACUUACCCGAUGCUUGGCACCCGACGCACAAAUGGGCGGCGUAGGAUGUGAUAAUAUGACUGUAGUUAUCGUUGGGCUACUGCAGAAGCAAAGUUUUGAGCAUCUGGUCACCAAGUGCGCACGAACUUCACGGGCUGAUCAGAAGAAAGAGGAAACGACUAAUGACGAGGACACCCGACAACAUAGGAAGAAGCUCCUCCCGCUGAGUUUACUGCUUGAUGGAUGGUCAACCUAUCGUAUGAUUUAUGAUGAAUGUGGAUCACUGUGAUAUGAGUUGCUCAAAGCUCUAGCUUCGCUGUCUUUAUCGCCAUGAAAAUUACCACCGGUGCUUGGUUAGUAGCUGCACAUUUUUCAUUCAUUAGCUGUCCACCUUCUUCCUUUUUCCCAGUUUUCAUGUUUCGGGCUUUGUACGUUCAUGAUUAGCGACUAAUGUUUGUGCCCAACGUUUGAUAGGUAUACUUUUCCCUUUCUCUAUAUCAUGGUGGCUGACUCGCUGUGGCGUCAAACUUAUUUUUGUUUUGCCAACAUACGUUUAGCAUCUUGAUAUGCUUUCUCUUCGUAUGCCGCAUUCCCAUCGCACUUGGCCACUUCUUACCCAGUAGACCGUUUUACUAUAUGUAUGUCCCUAAUCUCCGUUUUUCUUUCUCUCUGAUCCCACCUGUGUUGCCUUCUUUGCCGCAGGUGUGAGUUAUUACCAACUUAUCCCGUCUUAUAGAAUGACUUUUGUGAAUAUUUCCAUUUUUCCCCCUUAACAUCUUGUGUUGUAUCAAGUCGAAUUAUGUACGUGUGAUUGUAAUGAUAACUCCAUUGCCGA